CGCACCGCGCCUCCGCGCAGCGCAGGGAGCGCGGAGCCCGGUGCGGAGCCCGGUGCGGAGCGCGGCGGCCGGGGCUCGGCGCUGCUCCCGCCGCCGCGGGAUGCUGUGACCGCCCCGCGGGGCCCACGCGUGUGUGCGGGGCAGCCCAUGAGCCCCGCAGGCUGAGCCGCAGCCCGCUCGGCCGGCAGCAGCAGCGGGAGGAGGAGGAGGAGGAGGAAGGUCGGACACCCCUGCGGAGAGACGCUCGCCGAGGAGGAGGAGGAGGAGGAAGGGGAGCCGCGGGGCCGGCGCCCCCCGGGCCGGUGCGUGGCGGCGGGAUGACACGGGCGGUGAUUCCGCGGUGCUGAGCGCGGCCCCGCUGCGGGAGCGGGACCCCCGGUCGGUCCGUGCGGCUCCGGCUAUUUCUAAGGAAAGGGCAUUAUAGUUAAUAAUAAUCCCCACCGCAUCGCCGGCGGAGGAGCCUCCAAGCACCGGGGCUUUGGCUACUCCGUGCGUUUUCCACCCGUCGUUUCUUUCGGGUUUAUUAUUGUGAUUUUUUUGUGUGCGAAAGGAAGUUCUGAACAACUGCAAGUCAGGAAGUGGAAAUCCACACCGGUUGUGACAAGCCGGGGCUAAAAACUAUUUCAUUAUUUAUAUAGAUGUGUCUAUCAACAGUCUGCUUUUCAUCCAAAGAAUAAAGGGAAAUACCGGCUAGUUCUAUGUUUGACGGUGAAUGACAGACCGCAUCUGAGGAAAGGAAGGACUAAAUAUAUCGGCUAAGAACACCACCGUUAUUUAUUGAACUCAAGAGCCCUUUUUUUUUAACCCAAAGACUGUUUGAGUGAUACAUUUAAUGGGUCAUUAAAAGGGGAAAACAAUUUUAAAGGCCCUUUUUGCUUCUGAAGUGCAGCUAGCCUCAAAAAUAGCAGUACUUGUAAGACAGAUACUCAAAUUAAGGCUUUACGUGAUGAAUUUUCUAUCCUAUGGAUAUCAGUUUUGAGAUUACAAACCAAGAAGAUCUGUAAUUGAUCUAGCACCAGAUAAUUUCAAUGCCUAAUAUUCCCCAGGAUUGCUGGAGUACCCUAGGAGCUGCGUCGGACUGUACUCGGGGUAUGCCAUGGGCUGUAUUCAGAGUAUUAGCUGCAAAUCCAAAGUUUUCCGGGAAAGUAUUUCAGUGAUUGAAGUCAAAGCCUCCAUCGAUCCCAUUCCCACCAGCAUCGACGAGUCCUCCAGCGUGGUCCUGCGCUACCGGACCCCUCACUUCCGAGCCUCUGCACAAGUGUUGGUGCCCCCUAUUCCCAAGAAGGAGACCUGGAUUGUGGGCUGGAUCCAGGCUUGCAGCCACAUGGAAUUUUACAAUCACUACGGGGAGCAGGGAAUGUCAAGUUGGGAGCUUCCGGAUCUCCUGGACGGUAAAAUCCAGGCCAUCAGCGACUCAGAUGGAGUGAACUAUCCCUGGUACGGGAACACGACGGAAACCUGCACCAUCGUGGGUCCCACCAAGAAGGAGUCCAAGUUCAACAUCAGCAUGAACGACAACUUCUACCCGAGCGUGACGUGGGCAGUGCCCGUCAGCGAGAGCAACGUGGCCAAACUCACAAGCAUUCACCGGGAUCAAAGCUUCACCACGUGGCUGGUGGCAACCAACACGGCUACCAACGAGAUGGUGACCUUGCAGACUAUCAAAUGGCGCAUGAGGCUGGGCAUCGAGGUGAACCCCAGCAGACCCUUGGGGCAGCGUGCCAAGCUGCAGGAGCCCUCUGCUCAAGAGCAGCCCCAGGUCCUUAGCAAGAAUGAGCCAAUACCACCCAGUGCCCUUGUCAAACCCAAUGCCAAUGAUGCUCAGGUACUCAUGUGGAGGCCAAAGGAUGGGCAGCCGCUCGUGGUGAUACCUCCCAAACAUCGGUAAUACGAACCUGGCGUCCCGGCACCAAAAGGGAGAAAAAGAGAAACGAACCGACGAACCCGAGAAGCAAAACAAUCACUUAGGUAUUAGAACACACACGUAGAAUCUGAGCAAGAUCAAGAAUGCACUUUUUCUUCAUUCAACAAAUGCAACCAUUCUACCUUCUCCCAUUGGGACGGAUUUCACUGUGCUAAAGCUAAAGAGGAGACCUUUGACCGGGGUCUGUCUCAUCACUGGAUUCCUAAGGGAAGAAACUAACACUGAUGUCUACCCCUAGAGCUGGUUUUUUUUCUUCCCUACUUUAGUUACUGUUUGAACUUCAGUCUCAUUAGCUUGUCCAGACUGCCCCGAACAAUAAGGACAUUUUAUUUGGGAUUUUAAAAGGGGUUUGGUUUUUUUUUUUUCCUUUUAUUUUUUUUCCGUUUUGGUUGAGAACAAAACAAGUUCCUGGAGCGAAAAGUUCAUUAUUUAAGAUAGGGAUUAUGGUUCUUUUUCUUUUUUUAAGCUAUCAGGUUCUGAGUUGCAAAUCCAAGUCAUGCGGCCUUAUGUAGACUUUGCUUUGCAUUGCCAAACUUUUGCCUUAAAGCUACGUCUGAAAAACAACGAACCAACACCACCACCACCAGGCAGAAUGUCCUUUUUCUACAGAAUCUCUGGGAGAAAGUUUUGGAGCGAGGGAUGGAUCCAUCAGGGUGUUGAUGGACGGGAAAAGAAAAGGGCCUGAAGUUGGGAGAAGCACGGUAAAAAGAGAAUCUUCCUGGUUUUACAACCUGGAUCAAGAAAGCAUGGAAAUAAUCUCAGUUUCAAAGCAAUGCAAAUACCAAACCUGCGGUAGGAUGUCUCUCGAGUGGGAGCUACCGGGCCACGUCCCUGCUUCACAGAAGAGGUAGCAAGAAGCUUGCACUGCUUACGCUUGGUGGUCUCAGUCUCCUGUUAGCAUAAUCGUACGGGACAAGCUCACAGCUGGAGUUGUGGCCCUGGGAGGUAACAUACACCAAGAGGGGAUGAUGUCCCACGGGGUUUGGCUUUAAGACACACAGAUGUUUGCCAGCUACAGCCCGCAAUCCACCAGC
This is a messenger RNA of Pezoporus flaviventris, 2958 nucleotides long. It is a transcript of the gene FAM78A, whose product is annotated as family with sequence similarity 78 member A. The record is from RefSeq and is a predicted model, not a curated record. Bases 1097 to 1888 code for a protein of 263 amino acids. The transcript has 2 exons. Lineage: Eukaryota; Metazoa; Chordata; Aves; Psittaciformes; Psittacidae.